GGCGGAGCCGCUGCCAAGGGGACCCCAGCUGGACACUGGCUGUCCGGUCACCUGCAGGAUGGAGGAGGGGAGGAUGCAGUUGGCCUGGGUACAAACGUUCGUCCUAAGCAACAUGCUCCUUGCAGAAGCCUAUGGAUCUGGAGGCUGCUUCUGGGACAACGGUCACCUGUACCGGGAGGACCAGCCCUCGCCAGCGCCGGGCCUCCACUGCCUCAACUGGCUGGACGCGCAGGGCGCCCUGGCGUCUGGCCCCGAGUCGGGCGCUGGUAACCACAACUACUGCCGGAACCCCGACCACGACCCUCGCGGGCCUUGGUGCUACGUUAGCGGCCAGACGGGCGCCCCUGAGAAACGGCCGUGCGAGGAUCUGCGCUGCCCAGAGACCACCUCCCUGGGCCCGCCAGCCUCCACGGUGGAAAUGGCCGAGGCCCCGGAUGCGCCGGGUGAGGACGAAGCGCAGGCGUUCCCGCCUGCCAAGGCCCUGCCCGCCCGGAGCGAGGCGGCAGCCGUGCAGCCCGCGGUGGGGAUCGGCCAGCGGGUGCGGAUGAACUCCAAGGAGAAGAAGGACCUGGGGACUCUGGGUUACGUGCUGGGCAUCACCAUGAUGGUGAUUAUCAUCGCCAUCGGGACUGGCAUCAUCUUGGGCUACACCUACAAGAGGGGGAAGGACCUGAAAGCCCAGCACGAGCAGAAAGCGUGCGAGAGGGAGAUGCAGCGAAUCACCCUGCCCCUGUCUGCCUUCACCAACCCCACCUGUGAGAUUGUGGACGAGAAGACCAUCGUGGUCCACGCCAGCCAGACCCCGGUGGAUCUUCAGGAGGGCAGCACUCCCCUCAUGGGCCAGGCCGGCACUCCUGGGGCCUGAGCCCCGCCGGAGGGCAGGAGCCCAUGCAGACGCUGGCGCAGGGGAGCCCCGAUUCCUACAGCUGGGAGUCUACACUCUGCGGUUCAAACCCUACCCCUACUUUUUUCUUUUUGGUGAAUUCCAAAGCCAGAAGCAUGUGGCGCUGUAGGCCGAGGCGAGGCUGGGUAGGGGCCUACCAAUGCUCCUUCUCCAUCACUUGGAGAGGAUUUGUGCCUGUGGACGGGGAUCGUGGCAGCUCCCACGGCGGGGCUGCCGACAAGGGCUUCCAAACGGCCUGCACCCUGGAAGCGAGCCAGGGACGAGGCGGGGAGAGCUUCCCCAGGCUCCCUGUGCUCUCCUAAGACGGCCUCGGUCUCCGCCUUCCCAUUUGUUUUCCACGGGUUCAGUGGCGUACACUGUUAUUCAUAGUUAAGGUCAGGCAGGCCAAGAGGCAGUGGCACUGAAAAAAAUAUAUUUAGUCUUGAAAAUAUUCAGGAUGGAACUCCCUGCUGACCUCUGAGAACCGGAAACGGGUCUGUACAGAAGUCAGAGCUUGUGGGCUGAGGACAGGAUCUGGGCUAGGGGCUGUUGGGUGUGCUCCAGCUUGCUAGCAGUGAUGUGCCUUGACAACCGUGGGCCGGGCCUGGGCCCAGGGACCCUUCCUUGUUUCCUAAGGGAAGGAAGGGAAGAAUUGCACUAAACAUUCCACUUAGGAAGAAGGCAGAGAAGGGUCUGCUCCUGCCUUAGGCCACAGGGGCAGAGGUGGACCUGAGGUGCCCAGACAGCGUCCCGGCAGGGUUGGGCAGUGACCUCAUUUUGUACGGGUAAGAGAGCAGCCAGCUAACCCAUGAGAAUCGCACUGUGGGCCCUGUGACCCGCUUCUGAGAAGUAAACUUGGAGAGCAAGGUUAGCAAAGCAUUUCCGGGCUUGCUGUGCAGUGGGCCCGAGUUUGGAGGUGGCCCUGUGGCCUCCAGGCCAGUGCCUUCCUAUGGGGCAGUGGGGCUAGGGUCACAUCCCCUAACCUGCAGAACAACUGUGGAGCCAUCGGAAAGGACUGUAGGGUUCUUCAAGCCUUUUGGACACAGGGAGGGAGGAGCGACUCGCCCAAGGUCAGAGAGCAGGCUCCUGGCACGGCUGAGAGGGGAGCCCGGCUGCCUGACCGAGCGCCAACAUUUCUCCAAUGCACUGUGCUGCACUGUGCUAGGGGCUCGGCGGGCCCUCCAAGUCCUGACGUCACACUUGGAGGCCCUUGCCGUGCUCCCUAGCCACAGGGCUUCCUUCCCAGAGCCCUUCUACUGCCCGAAGUGGAGAGGGGGGUGAGUGGAGCCCCCCCAGCAGACUGUUCCCGGGAACCAUCUGCUGAGGGGGCCUAGACCUCAGGGGGUCCCCUGGUGUUCAUGAUGCUGGAGUAGAGAACAUUACUGGUUUCUACUUUUCUACAACAGCGUUUCUCUGUACACAUGUUUUAUAUACCUCAUACUGACACCUGCGUAUAAAGGACGAGAAGUUGCUCUGCAUCGGACUUAUAUUAAAAACAAACAAAAACACGA
Messenger RNA from Oryctolagus cuniculus (rabbit), 2394 nucleotides. RefSeq names its product phosphoinositide-3-kinase interacting protein 1 (gene PIK3IP1). The record is from RefSeq and is a predicted model, not a curated record. Lineage: Eukaryota; Metazoa; Chordata; Mammalia; Lagomorpha; Leporidae.